AUGGCUUCCUACCUUCUUACUGGAACUUCGCGGGGCAUUGGCCUCGCUCUAGUCAGUAUUCUUGCUACUAAGCCUGCCUCAGAGGUAUCUACCGUCUUUGCUGCCGCACGCACAGAGACUGAUGCCCUAAAAGAGUUGAUUGCAAAGUUUGCUGGCCGCGUUGAGUUUGUGCCAAUUGACGUUACCUCUGAGGAGAAGGUUAAGAGAGCUGCAGAGCAAGUCGAAAAGUCUCUCGGCGGCAAAGGCUUGGAUGUCCUUAUCAAUGGUGUGGGUAUCAUGAAUUUCACUCCAGAUGGGAUCGAGACAAUGUCUGACCUUAACUCGACAUUCAACUCCAAUGUGACAAGUGCUCACCUUGUCACGAGCGCUUUCCUCCCACUCUUGAAGAAGGGUGCCCUCAAGAAGGUUGCCAACAUUUCCACAACCUUGGGCUCUAUGGGGAUGGCACCAACGUUCAAACCAUUCCCAGUCCCAGCAUAUAAGGUCUCAAAGGCGGCCCUUAACAUGCUCACGGUUCAAUACGCUCAGACUUUCGCGGAUGAAGGCUUCACAUUUGCCGCAAUCUCUCCAGGAUGGGUGCAGACCGAUCUAGGGGGAGCCCAGGCCGACUUGACACCUAGCCAGAGUGCCACCGCCGUGCUGGAUAUUGUGUCGAAUAUUAGCAAAACGGACAAUGGCAAGUUCUUCAACAUCCUGGUGUCUGGGUGGGAGAAAGCUGCUGGACCAAAUCAGUAUGAUGGUGCUCAGGUACCUUGGUAA
Molecule: messenger RNA, 759 nt
Organism: Arthroderma uncinatum
Lineage: Eukaryota; Fungi; Ascomycota; Eurotiomycetes; Onygenales; Arthrodermataceae
Product: short chain oxidoreductase
Exons: 4
Coding region: 1-759 (252 amino acids)
Source: RefSeq, a predicted model, not a curated record